Molecule: messenger RNA, 471 nt
Organism: Ogataea philodendri
Lineage: Eukaryota; Fungi; Ascomycota; Pichiomycetes; Pichiales; Pichiaceae
Exons: 1
Coding region: 1-471 (156 amino acids)
Source: RefSeq, a predicted model, not a curated record
AUGCAAAACCUCUCUGCUGCCGCGCCAUUCGCAGCCGUACUGGCUUCCAGGACACUUAAUGUAGAUCUUCUCGCAGUAUUUUUCGUGACUUUCGUAAACCUUCUCUGGAAACUCCAGGUUGCAACCAAGACAUUUCCGCAAAUUUUUGGUGCAUUCAUUCAUCAGAUGGUGGUCUUUAGUGACCAAUGUGACUUCUUCGCCACACUUAUCGCAAGCAAGUGGCUGAUGAGGACAUUCAAAGCCCAGAAACCGCCGUUCUGUCAGCUUGCCACAGACUUUAUUAUCUAUUUCAUGAUCGCAUUCAAAGCGGGUAUGCUCGCAAUUGUUAACCAAGUGCUGUUUGAUCUGCCACCGGGGUCCAACCCAAGUGCACCCGCGGGGCUCGUUCAAACAUCGUACUUGGAGAUCAUCGGUAAUGUUGCUCAAUAUGAUUGGGGCGGGGAAGAUGUCGUUGAACGUUGUUUCGCCUGA